Staurois parvus is the source of this 1173-nucleotide messenger RNA. The record is from the annotation of a GenBank genome assembly. NCBI's taxonomy places the organism in Eukaryota, Metazoa, Chordata, Amphibia, Anura, Ranidae.
AUGGAGCCCGAUGGUAUCAUUGAGAGCAAUUGGAAUGAGGUGGUGGACAGUUUUGACGAUAUGAACCUGUCAGAGUCUCUCCUGAGAGGGAUUUACGCCUAUGGUUUUGAGAAACCGUCUGCAAUCCAGCAGCGUGCUAUUCUACCUUGUAUCAAGGGUUACGAUGUCAUCGCUCAGGCUCAGUCUGGAACUGGGAAAACAGCAACAUUUGCCAUUUCCAUCCUCCAGCAAAUUGAGCUGGAUAUGAAGGCCACACAAGCCCUGGUCCUGGCCCCAACCCGAGAGUUGGCCCAGCAGAUCCAGAAGGUAGUGAUGGCACUGGGAGACUACAUGGGCGCCUCCUGCCACGCCUGUAUUGGUGGCACCAACGUGCGGGCAGAGGUACAGAAGCUGCAAUCGGAAGCUCCGCACAUAGUGGUCGGCACUCCAGGAAGAGUAUUUGACAUGUUGAACAGGCGAUACCUGUCUCCCAAAUACAUAAAGAUGUUUGUUCUGGACGAGGCUGAUGAAAUGUUAAGCAGAGGUUUCAAGGACCAGAUCUACGAUAUUUUCCAGAAGCUGAGCAGUAACGCUCAGGUGGUGCUGCUCUCGGCCACCAUGCCUUCCGAUGUGUUGGAGGUGACGAAAAAGUUCAUGAGGGACCCGGUCCGUAUCCUGGUGAAGAAAGAGGAGCUGACUCUGGAGGGUAUCCGGCAGUUCUACAUCAACGUGGAGCGUGAGGAGUGGAAGCUGGACACGCUCUGCGAUCUCUACGAGACGCUCACCAUCACACAGGCCGUCAUCUUUAUAAACACCCGCAGGAAGGUGGACUGGCUGACGGAGAAGAUGCACGCACGAGACUUCACUGUGUCUGCACUGCACGGCGACAUGGACCAAAAGGAGAGAGACGUCAUUAUGAGAGAGUUCCGAUCUGGCUCCAGUCGUGUCCUUAUUACUACAGAUUUAUUGGCUCGAGGAAUUGAUGUCCAGCAGGUCUCCUUGGUCAUCAACUACGACUUGCCAACCAACAGAGAGAACUAUAUUCACAGGAUCGGCAGAGGCGGCCGUUUCGGUAGGAAAGGAGUCGCCAUCAACAUGGUGACCGAGGAAGACAAACGCACCCUGAAGGACAUUGAGACUUUUUACAACACAACUGUUGAAGAGAUGCCAAUGAACGUGGCAGAUCUCAUCUGA